AUGGCUCCCGACUGGCAGCUGCUCUACCUCUACGGAGGCGACAACCCCUGGGAUUCGAGUCUUUGGACCGAUUCUGAUGAUCGAGUACGCGGCGGCAAGAGCCAAUCUCACUUGCACUGCGAGUCACCGGAAAAGGCCAAAUUUUUUGGGAACCUGGAUAUCACAGCCCUGGGAGGGGCUGGUUUCGCAUCUCAAAGAACACUAGGCACGCUCCAUCUGGAUCUGAGCCAAUAUGACGGGCUUGCCAUCAACAUCUUGCAAAGUGACUCCAAGAAGUACACUCUCACCAUCAAAGACGAAAUACUACCGCCAAGAGAGGAUGGCCGUGACCAAAGCACGGUCAGCUGGGAGUAUGAUUUCAUACCCGAGGCUGGAGAGGUUAAGAUCUCAUGGGAUGACCUGAAGCCUACCUACAGAGGCAGGCCCAAACCCGACGCCAAGCCCCUAGAUGUGUCCAAUAUCAAGAGGAUCAGCUUCAUGAUGCGAAGCUACCCGACCAUCCUGGUGGAGUUGGGUUUGCGGAUGGGCUAG
Colletotrichum graminicola M1.001 is the source of this 531-nucleotide messenger RNA. Its product is annotated as complex I intermediate-associated protein 30. The coding region runs from base 1 to 531 and encodes 176 amino acids. The transcript is spliced from 3 exons. Gene Ontology annotation, biological process: NADH dehydrogenase complex assembly. NCBI's taxonomy places the organism in Eukaryota, Fungi, Ascomycota, Sordariomycetes, Glomerellales, Glomerellaceae. The record is from RefSeq and is a predicted model, not a curated record.